Messenger RNA from Acanthopagrus latus (yellowfin seabream), 711 nucleotides. RefSeq names its product vegetative cell wall protein gp1-like. NCBI's taxonomy places the organism in Eukaryota, Metazoa, Chordata, Actinopteri, Spariformes, Sparidae. The transcript has a single exon. The record is from RefSeq and is a predicted model, not a curated record. The annotation marks the transcript as partial.
AGAGAAGACGUCUUGUGUGAAGUGCGUCGUGCCGGCGGUCUCAGUAUUUCAUCCUCUGUGUUGUUGAUUCGAUCUGAAGCCGUGGACUCCUGCGUCACUCUGUCUGCGUCCUCCUCUGCCCCUCCCACCUCAUCUGCUCCUCCCACCUCACCUGCCCCUCCCAUCUCCUCUGCUCCUCCCACCUCACCUGCCCCUCCCAUCUCCUCUGCUCUUCCCAUCUCACCUGCCCCUCCCACCUCACCUGCCCCUCCCACCUCUGCUCCUCCCACCUCAUCUGCUCCUCCCACCUCAUCUGCUCUUCCCACCCCAUCUGCCCCUCCCACCUCACCUGCCCCUCCCAUCUCCUCUGCUCUUCCCACCUCACCUGCCCCUCCCACCUCUGCUCCUCCCACCUCCUCUGCUCCUCCCACCUCAUCUGCUCUUCCCACCCCAUCUGCCCCUCCCACCUCACCUGCCCCUCCCUCCUCCUCUGCCCCUCCCACCUCACCUGCCCCUCCCACCUCUGCUCCUCCCACCUCAUCUGCUCUUCCCACCCCAUCUGCCCCUCCCACCUCACCUGCCCCUCCCAUCUCCUCUGCUCUUCCCACCUCACCUGCCCCUCCCACCUCUGCUCCUCCCACCCCUGCUCCUCCCACCCCCUCUGCUCCUCCCACCUCCUCUGCUCCUCCCACCUCGUUUGCCCCUCCCACCUCAUCUGCCCCUCCCACCUCC